This is a messenger RNA of Lethenteron reissneri (Far Eastern brook lamprey), 4212 nucleotides long. RefSeq names its product T-box transcription factor TBX2-like. Lineage: Eukaryota; Metazoa; Chordata; Hyperoartia; Petromyzontiformes; Petromyzontidae. Gene Ontology annotation, cellular component: nucleus; chromatin. The record is from RefSeq and is a predicted model, not a curated record. Gene Ontology annotation, biological process: regulation of transcription by RNA polymerase II; positive regulation of DNA-templated transcription; cell fate specification. Gene Ontology annotation, molecular function: RNA polymerase II cis-regulatory region sequence-specific DNA binding; DNA-binding transcription factor activity, RNA polymerase II-specific.
GCCCGGGACGCGUCAACGAGCCAAUCAGCGCCACUCAAUCAGCGAGCGCACAAAGACGAGGGGGGAGCGGGGGGCGACGCGCGGCGCCGCGACUUCGCGCAGCGGCAGAGAUCGGCGCUGCGCUCGUGGCCGGACGCAGCAGCAGCAGCAGCUCGCAGCGCCGUCCCCUGCCCGCAGCCCCUCCGCGGAGUCCUCCUCCCUCCCUCCCAAGCGACCGCGCCAAGCCCGGGUGGGCGCGCUUCCAUCUCUUCUCGCCACCGCCGCCGAUCCUCCUCCUCCUCGUCCUCCUCCUCCUCGUCCUGCAUCUCCUCCUCCGCCGCUCCUCCCGUCAGCAGCUGCGACCCCCCGCACGACUUUACCGAGCGAGCGACCCCGCCGCGGACGAGGGCGCGCGCGGCCUCCUUCUCGUGCGUCCCGAUGCGAGAGCCGGCCCUAGCUGCGAGCGGAAUGGCCUACCACCCCUUCUUCCCCGGCCGGCCGAGCGACCUCCCCAUGAGCGCCCUGCUCGCCGCGCAGCCCCCGUUCUUCCCCGCGCUCGCGCUGCCGCCGGGACUCUCCGGCUCCCUCGGGAAGGGGAUGCCCGGCGACCCCGGCCUCUCGGUGUCCGCGCUGAGUCACCAGGCCGCGCACCUGCGCCACCUCAAGGGGCUGGAGGCGGAGGAGGCCGUGGAAGAUGACCCCAAAGUGACGCUCGAAGCCAAAGAUCUGUGGGACCAGUUCCACAAGUUCGGCACGGAGAUGGUCAUCACCAAGUCCGGCAGGAGAAUGUUCCCGCCCUUCAAGGUGCGAGUGUCGGGUCUGGACAAGAAGGCCAAGUACAUCCUGCUCAUGGACAUCGUGGCGGCCGACGAUUGCCGCUACAAGUUCCACAACUCUCGCUGGAUGGUGGCGGGCAAGGCCGACCCCGAGAUGCCCAAGCGCAUGUACAUCCACCCCGACAGCCCGGCCACGGGCGAACAGUGGAUGUCCAAGGUGGUCUCGUUCCACAAGCUGAAGCUCACCAACAACAUCUCGGACAAGCACGGCUUCUUGCGGCCCUCUCUCCCGCAGACCAUCCUCAACUCCAUGCACAAGUACCAGCCGCGCUUCCACAUCGUGCGCGCCAACGACAUCCUCAAGCUGCCCUACUCCACCUUCCGCACCUACGUCUUCUCCGAGACGGACUUCAUCGCGGUGACCGCCUACCAGAACGACAAGAUCACACAGCUGAAGAUCGACAACAACCCCUUCGCCAAGGGGUUCCGGGACACGGGCAACGGCCGCCGAGAGAAGAGGAAGCAGCUGGCGCUCCACUCGCUGCGCACGUACGAGGAGGCGGAGGGCGAGGAGCGCGACGACGGCGACUCGGACGAGGAGCCCCCCCCGGGCUCCGCCAGCGCCUCGUCCAGACACACUCUCCCUGCCAGCCCGCUCUACUCCGAGCGGAGCCGCGACGACCGCGAGCAGCGAGGAGGCCGCGGCGGCGGCGGCGAGGACCGCGGCCUCGACCUCUCGGCCAAGGAGCUGCGCUCCCCGGGAGACCGCGCGGCCGCCGCGGCCGCCUUCUCCGCCUCGUCCUCCUCCUCCUCGUCUCGCACCCCGGAGCGCGAUGCCCCGCGUCACCCGGCGCGCUCCUCCUCGUGCCCCUCGGAGGCGUCGCGCCACCCCGAGCACAACGGCGCCGACAAGCACCACGACCCGGCGGGCAAGGCCCGCGACGGGGCCUCCGCGCGCGGCGGCGGCAAGGAGAGCUUCGCCCCGCUCACCGUGCAGACGGACGGGCCGCACGCGCACGUCGCGUCGGGAGCGCUGCACAACCUCGGCUUCCCGGGCCUGCACGGGCAGCCCUUCUUCGCGCCCAUCAACGGGAGCCACCCGCUCUUCCUGCACCCCGGCCAGAUGGCCAUGGCCUCGGGCGCCUUCCCGGGCCUGAGCGCCGGCAUGGGGCCCCUGCUGGCCUCCAUGUCGGGCGUGCUGGGCGGCGCGGACGCGGCGGGCGCCCCGCACGGCGUCCCCGCCUCGUCGGCCGCGCUGCACUUCCCGGGACUGCCCCACCACCUGCUCGCGUCGCAGGGCCUGCCCGUGUCGGCCUUCGGCAGCCUCUUCCCCUACCACUACACCUACAUGGCGGCCGCCGCGGCCGCGGCGGCGGCCGGGGCGGGCAGCCCCGCGCACCGGCACCCGCUGUUCGGCCGCCAGCACCUGCGCUUCAGCCCCUACUCGCUGCCCCUGUCCACGCCCCCGGCCCCCGGCGGCCCGGGCCUCCUGGCCGCGGGGGCGGCGGCCGCGGCUCCGCCCCCGCCGCCCGCGGCGCCGCCGUCCGGGGCGGCCGAGGCCGCGUCCGGCGUCGAGGGGAAACUUGGGGGGGCCGCGUCGCCCGCCCCCCCGAGGAGCCACGGCGCCAGCCCCGAGCGAGAGGGCAAGAGCGAGCUGCGGAGCAUCCAGCGGCUCGUGAGCGGCCUGGAGGGCGGCAAGCGGGGCGCGUCUCCCGGCAGGGGCAGCCCGUCCUAGUCCGCUGCCUGCCGCUCCGCCCCCCGAGCCUGCCGCUGCCCACGCGCGGGAGGGUGGGGGGGGGCAGCCGACCGACAAACACGAAGGCGUUCCGGCGCGCGCGCUCGCUGUGACGCCGGGGGUGACGCGAGCACGUACGCACCGAUGCCGACACACACGCACGCACGCGCACCCUUCAUGCCGACAGGAUCCGCCUACGCUCGGGCGGCGACGCGGCCCGGCGGCGGCGGCCGCCCCGAUUAAUACCGCGGUGGUGCGCAUUGGCCGUGACAACACCACGUGUCGUCUGCUUCGCUGCGGACGUUAAAGAUCCCGUGACGUCAUUAGCAGGGUCCAAGUUGGAAAAUAUUGCUCGAGUGGGAUUGGACGCCGCAAAAUCGUGGCAGCAGACUGGGGCCCAAAGUCUCGCUGGCAAUUGAGACUCUGUACUGGCCUCCUGAGUGCACACCUGGCCACACACACACACAGAAUCAACUUGGACUUGAAACGCUGAUGGCGACACAUUCUAGACAGACACUGACACGAGUGCGCAUGCACACGCUGGGACACACGGAGAUGCUCACACACGCGCACACACGCGCACACACGCCUUUGUGCCGAUCCUCCACAACACAGACACAACUCCCAUGUGUGUAGCAGAGUGGCGGCUGAAAUGCGCCAUGUCACACACAGACACUUUCAUCACCACGUUGAGUGCACACGCAGUGUACACACAGUGAGGAUACUCACACAGUACACACAGCCGUGGGUACACAGUGGACCGAGUACUCGUGCCGAGUCCACGACUCAACCACUGAUACUUGGGCCAGACUGUGCAGCCCGGCCACGUGAUCGCAACGAGAGGGAGAGCCACUGGGGGGGGGGGGGGGGGGCCCAUCCCCUCGGGCCCCCCCUCAUUGCCCCCCACCCCAACACUACAGAGGAACCACGUAGUGACCGGAGGAGCUGCGGACUGACUGCCCCUCUCCCCGUGGAGGGGGGCGGGGGGGAGAGCCCCCCUGGCCCUGUGGGCAACUCCCGGUGAGAUGGGGGGGGGGAGAGCCCCCCUCCCCCUCCUCACCUGCCCCCCACCUCUUUCAGCUGUGACAUAGUGUAGCGUCCAUGUCAUGUUCCAUGUAAUUCCAAUAUGAUAUUAACACGAGUAAUUAUAAUUAUAAUGAUGAUAAUACAAACCAUAACAUUAAUACAAUGAUGAUGAUGAUGGUAAUGAUGAUAAGUGAAGGUAAUCGCAGCUAUUUAUGUAAUUAUUCGGCCAAUACUGUGUAAAUAUCACGACCACACCGUCGCUCUCAUCAUCGGUUGCGUAGCCUGUUCCACAGAGUUCAUCAUAAUUUAUUGCACAUUCUGUAAAUAUUCACGUGUACAGUCGGGGGGCUAACCCGUGCACCCCCCCACCACCAUUGCCCCCCCCCCCCAUCGUUCCCCGCACCCCCCCUCGCUCCCCCACACCCCGCCCCCCCCUCCUGCUGCAGCUGCGGCGCUUCCCCAGCUCCCUGCACCCGCCUGCCUUACCCCCCCCCCUUGCAAUCCGCCCCCCACCCCCAAGCUGCCACCCUUGACCCCCACCCCUCAUCUCGUGGGCUGGUGGUGGGGGGGCGAAUUGAGGUGGAAAGCUGCGCCCGUCGAGGCGCUGGCUGCGUGGUUGGUUUGGGGGGAGGGGCCACCCCCCUCCGGGGGGGGGGGGGGGCUCGUGUUUCUGUCUCGUGAUGCUCUUUGUACCCC